AUGAAUGCGUCGCGCACACUCGGGUUCAAUGACUCCAGGGGUAGAUUAAUCAUAUGUUUAUCUAUUGCUUCUUCAGAUGACGUUACAUACCCUCCCACCGAGUGGUUUGAGGGCAACUGCUCGUGGGUGGAUGCGGUUUCCUGGGGCUGUAACGGCACUAACAGCACGAGUAAUAACGCGACCUCCUCCGACGUUACGUCGCUCGUCCUCAUGGCGGUCACAUCCGUGGUCCUCGCUCUCAUCAUCCUGGCUACGAUUGUUGGCAACGUAUUCGUGAUAGCAGCUAUCAUCAUAGAAAGAAACUUACAAAACGUCGCCAACUACCUAGUGGCGUCACUGGCUGUGGCUGAUUUGAUGGUGGCCUGCCUUGUAAUGCCUUUGGGAGCCGUGUAUGAGGUUAGUCAAGGCUGGAUACUUGGUCCGGAACUGUGUGAUAUGUGGACGUCCAGUGAUGUACUGUGCAGCUCCGCAUCUAUACUUCAUCUAGUCGCUAUAGCUACUGAUAGAUAUUGGGCUGUUACUGACGUAGACUACAUACACAUACGAAACGAGAGGCGAAUUUUCACAAUGAUCUUCCUAGUUUGGGGUGCCGCCUUAGUCGUUUCUCUAGCUCCACAAUUAGGAUGGAAAGAUCCUGACUAUCUUGCGAGAAUCACACAGCAACAGAAGUGCCUCGUCAGCCAAGAUCUCGCAUACCAGAUAUUUGCAACGUGUUCUACCUUCUACGUCCCACUUGCCGUCAUUUUGAUCCUUUAUUGGAAAAUAUUUCAAACAGCAAGAAGACGAAUACGACGAAGACGAGACCUUCCUCCCCCGCGUCCAACAUCUGCUGAUGGUGCUCCACCGUCCGGCAGACCAAUCCAGUCAGCGAGAGAUAGAAGAUUUGUUAAGAAACGUUUCCUUAAUUUAAAGAAAUGUAAUCAACGAACUAGAGCAGAAACGAUAGCUGCUGCUCUAUUAUUGACAGAAGGACAAAGCACUUCAACGGUGGAUACAUUAGAUGAAGAACCUCGCACAACAGCAUUCACUAUUAAUGAAAAAGGUGUAGCACCUCCUCCUGUGUCACCAGAAAAAUCUUCUUCGACCGCUACAAAUGGGUCAAAACAGGAACGGACUAUCGUUCCUGCCCUUUCUCAUAGAGAGAAAAAAGAAUCCCUCGAAGCAAAACGGGAAAGAAAAGCAGCUAAAACACUUGCAAUUAUAACAGGGGCAUUUGUUUUCUGCUGGCUGCCAUUUUUUAUAAUGGCUUUAGUAAUGCCGAUUUGUCAAUCAUGUGUGAUCAGCGACUAUCUCGCAAGUUUUUUCCUUUGGCUCGGCUAUUUUAACUCCACUCUUAAUCCUGUUAUCUAUACUAUAUUUAGUCCAGACUUUCGCCAGGCAUUUGCCCGUAUCCUUUUCGGUACUCACCGGCGAGGUCGUAAUAAAAAAUUCUAA
Messenger RNA from Danaus chrysippus (African queen), 1434 nucleotides. The record is from the annotation of a GenBank genome assembly. Lineage: Eukaryota; Metazoa; Arthropoda; Insecta; Lepidoptera; Nymphalidae.